This is a messenger RNA of Corticium candelabrum, 1088 nucleotides long. RefSeq names its product aquaporin-like. Bases 62 to 937 code for a protein of 291 amino acids. Gene Ontology annotation, biological process: water transport; transmembrane transport. The record is from RefSeq and is a predicted model, not a curated record. Gene Ontology annotation, cellular component: membrane. NCBI's taxonomy places the organism in Eukaryota, Metazoa, Porifera, Homoscleromorpha, Homosclerophorida, Plakinidae. Gene Ontology annotation, molecular function: water channel activity. The transcript is spliced from 5 exons.
CUACAAGUUCACUUUUGCUGUUCGCCCGUUUCAGUCAAGCAGCUGCAGCUGAGACGAUCACAUGAAGGAGGCGAAGUCCUCAUCAGUAGAGUUGGUUCCCGUCAGCAACGACGUCUAUCAUCAAACGCAUCGUAGAGGGUCGUACGAAGGUGCAAUGGAGGAUAAAAUGUCUUCACUGCACGAAGGCAGGACAGUGGUGUGCACUCGUGGACGCGUUUGGCGCACGCUCGUGCGUCCGUGCGUGUGCGAGUUCUUUCUGACGAUGCUGUUCGUCGGAGCGUCGACAAUGGGCGGUGUGGUGGUCGGAGACAUAGUGCAAGUGGCCUUUCUGAAUGGAUUUACGAUAUACAGUCUUAUUAUGAUUGGUUUGGAUGUGAGUGGUGCCCAGAUGAAUCCAGCCGUGUCCUUUGGUUUAUUCUUGAGUGGUGCUCAAGCUUUCGAUGUCACAGUUGGCUAUUUCUUGUCUCAGCUCUUUGGAGCAACAGCAGGAGCAGGCAUAACCAGAGCUCUAGUGAGAAGUAACGCCACGUCGUUUCCUGACACAUUUGCCUUAGUGCUUCCCACCGUGGAAAACCAGAGUCAUUUCCAGUCUAUGUUAACAGAAGCGUAUCUUGAGUUUAUUCUCGUUUUACUGAUUUUGGUCACUAUUGUGGAGAAAGACGCCAAAGAUAUGUUUGGACCGCUCGUCGUUGGAAUUUGGGUCGGGACAGCCAUUUUAGCUGGAGGAAAACUGUCUGGCGGUUCAAUGAAUCCAGCACGUGCAUUUGGUGCUGCUCUUGCAUUUAAUAAUGGCUGGGGAGAAGUCUGGAUCUACUUUGGUGGAGGUUUUCUUGGUGCAACACUAGCAUCCUUAGCAUAUCGUUUCUUCUUUGCCAAAUGUGCAGUGAGAUUACCAUUUUUGGCUGCACUGGACCCAAGUUUAGAUGCAACAGUAUAAUGGUGAGAUUACAUAGAUGUUGUAUACUGAUACUGCUUGAAACACUGAUGGUUUAUCGUACUAUAUUUAUCUAUUGCUCUAUUGGAUCUUUUAGUAACUAGUCUGAUCAAACUGUUAAUGAAACCAAAGUUUAGUUAUUCUUGUCAACAAA